Molecule: messenger RNA, 7351 nt
Organism: Gadus chalcogrammus (walleye pollock)
Lineage: Eukaryota; Metazoa; Chordata; Actinopteri; Gadiformes; Gadidae
Gene: ice1
Product: KIAA0947-like (H. sapiens)
Exons: 22
Coding region: 456-5975 (1839 amino acids)
Source: RefSeq, a predicted model, not a curated record
AUUGAAAUUGCCUGCAGAUAAACGCAAAAAAGUAUUAUGAUGGCAUUUUCAGAAAAAAACAGUUUAGUCCUCAAUGACAUAUCGCCAACAUCCCAACCACAUAAGUUGCCUGAAUCAAAGUAUUUAGAUUUUAACAAUCAAAAUACAACAAUCAAUUUCGUAUUAUUCAGAUUCAAAUAUUUACUUGCGCCUUUAUGAACGUAUUUCAAUUCGUUGUGGUUCUGCAAAAAGGAUCGCAUAAUCGGUCUGCUGCUAUUUUUAACCAGGCAUUUUGAUAACCACCCUAAACGGGGUCCAAGUAGGGGUCCUCAGUAAACGUGGGAGAUGCGAAGACGUACGCGCGGUGUUGUUGACACUUGACAGCGUCUCUAUGGAACUCAAUAAACGCAAAGGCUUUAGGAAACCCUAAACAUUUGUUUUUCUAUUAAAUCUGGAUUUACGCCGAAGCCGUUACCAUGAUGCCGGGGGAGACUCAAUCCAAAGCCGCUCGGAUCGCGGCAGAAGCGACGGUCGGAGCUUGCCAUAACUGCUCUGUAUUGCAUGGAAGUUUGAAUGAAUAUGUUGCAACCCUCCUCACGCUGAAACAGAAGAUCACUGACUCUGGCCAAUUGCUGAACGAAUAUCAGGAGAAGUGCGAUGAGUUUCAAAGAUCACAAAGUGAAGUGAAAAGGUUCAAGGACCAAGUGAAAGAGUUGCAGGCCAAACUGCUCUCGCUAGAAAAGGAGAAAUCAUGUUGGGAGUCUGUGCAGAAAGAAUUGGAAGAAGCAAAGAAAUCUCUGAGGACUUACGCUCAGAUGACUGAAGAAAUGGAGAGACUGAAGGAGAAAGGCGUCCAAACGACAACAGAGAAUGAGAGACUGCAACAUCAAGUCAAGGAUAUGGAAGACAGGCAAGAAAAGCAGAACCUGGAGAAUGCACAGCUCAGAAGAGAAAGAUCCUCACUUGAAAAUGAUUUGCUGAAAACACAGGCUUCAUUGAAGACCUCUCAGGCAUCAGCAGAUAGGGUUGAAGGCCUGAGAGAGGAGAAUGCCAAGACUAGAACCAUCAAUAGCAAUCUCGAGGAUCAACUAAGGCUGUUUAAAGAAUCUAAUCACAAGCAGACUCUUCAUAUAUCUCAACUAAAUAGAGAAAAGGGUCUACUGGAGAGGAACACGCAUGACCUUCAGGUCAGAUUGCUACGAUUGGAAAGAGAAUUAAAUAAAGAAUGUAGGAGUGUGUCCACUCAAGUGACUGUGCCACCAGAGCCUAAGGUGGACAAAGAAACGGUCCUUCGGCUGCUGGAGGAUCUGUGGACCUGUGUGAACCCGCAGACCCAGCAGCCUGCAAGGGCUUUACAUUUGGCAGAGGCCGAUGUCAAUCAAGUCUCGCCUAGAAACGGACCGCACCAACAUGCGGUGCAAUGGGGCCGGCCCCAAACUGGUCUGCCCAGGGUGUUUGAGCCCCACCAGUACACCGUACCAUCCAACACCUCUUCCUUAGCAGUAAAGGCCUCUUCUUCACCAGUGAAGGCCUCUUCUUCACCAGUGAAGGCCUCUUCUUCACAUGCGAAGCCCUCUUCUUCACCAGUGAAGGCCUUUUCUUCACCAGCCCCGUCCACUGCUCCGCAAGCGGCCCAGUGUCUAACAUCUCCAAACCGCGUGGGAGGCCAGCAGAAGAUGGACUCUCCUGCCAAGGGAAAGCGGCGCUCCAAAGCACAACACCAAGGGGAGAAACCGGGCGACGACAAAGGUGACAACUCCGCAAUCCUUGACGAGCUGGCGGAGUUCCUGAAGCCUCUUCCAGCCUGCAUAUCCCCAAUUAUGGACAUGGAGGGUGACUUGAACCAUCCAGAGGGAGAGGCUCAUGAGCAGGAGGCUCCGCCUGGAACCCACCAUGUUGGCCCUCGAGACGAAGACCCAUCGACGGCGCCGACCCCCGAGUCAAACCAGGGUCGGCUCUCUGCUGGAGAGCAAAGCGACGAGGCCGCAAACGCAGCAUUUAGCACUGAAUGUGACGUCCCAGUUCACAAGUCACAGCCGUGUCCCAACAGCCCUGCACUACCGACGGAACAAUAUUCGGACUCGGGGAUCGUCCAUCGACAGGGCCGUGGCGAUGUCUCAGAAGAAAACGAGUUCACGACCAUGGAGCAUCAAGUGUUGACGGCUGACGUCAAGGAGAUGGGAUUGGCCUGCGACGAUGAAGAGAUGAACGAUGAAGAGGAUAUACAGGUUGACCAACAGUCAGAAAAUGUGCAGUUGAUUACGGAGUCGUGUCAUAUUAGUCCCAGUAAAUCGAUGGAGUUGUUGGCCACAGAAUCGAAAGACACUUCAAAAGAGACCAAAAGGAUUAUCCCUAUGGAAACGGACCUUCACAAUCCUCAACUCUGUCACACUGAGGAUGCUGGACGACUCUCGGAAGCGGCAGAGUUGCAGGAAGACCAGUCACAUGUUUCCGAGAUGGAUGCCGUGGACAAGACAUCGGAUGUAAUUUCUCCUGAUGAAACGACUAGUGAUGGGAGUGAUGUACUCGUGGAAAACAGCAGCAUUGCAGAGUUACUAACUGCAUCAGAGGCUCAUAACAGCAUGUCGGUGGACAUUGAAGCCAGUGUGCUGCCAGGGCGAGCACGUCAGGAUUCAUUAGAGUCUGUCUGUGUGGGAAAGGACCCGCAAGACCUAAGUGUGUUUGGAGCCCAUUCUCAAUCGCCCAAGGCACCAGCUGGUGCAUGCGCCGUCAGUAUCCAUUGUGCCACCGAUGCAAGUGCCGCACAGAAAGUACAGAGCGAUAACCCUCUCGACCCUACGCGGGAAGCCGACAAAGACACAAUUCAGGAAAUUGAAACGACUGAAGAGCCAGCUUCUGCGGCAAAGCCCAAUGGGGCUGUAGACGUCAGAAUCGGGUCCCCUCCAAGGUCUCCAAUUUUGACCAUUGGGGAUAAAGAGGAAAAGCAACUCCCCAUGAAGGAUAUUACUAUUGGUACGAGUCCUACAAAGGCAUUAAGUCCUUUGAAGGAAACGGGUCCUGUUGAAGCUACUAAUCCUGUUAAGGAAACUAGUCUCAUUGAAGGUAAUACACCUAUGACGGACACUACUCUUAUUGAAGCUACUAGUCCUGUUAAGGAAACUAGUCUCAUUGAAGGUAAUACACCUAUGACGGACACUACUCUUAUUGAAGCUACUAGUCCUGUUAAGGAAACUAGUCUCAUUGAAGGUAAUACACCUAUGACGGACACUACUCUUAUUGAAGCUACUAGUCCUGUUAAGGAAACUAGUCUCAUUGAAGGUAAUACACCUAUGACGGACACUACUCUUAUUGAAGCUACUAGUCCUGUUAAGGAAACUAGUCUCAUUGAAGGUAAUACACCUAUGACGGAAACAAGUCAGAUCGAAGAUAUUAAUGGUAUUAAGGAGACUAGUCUUGUAAAGGAAACUAAGGCCAUGAAAGAUGGUGGUGCUAUAAAGGAUACUACUCCCACUAAGGAAACUAGUCAUGCUGAAGAUAGCAGCAUUAUUAAGGUUAUAAGCCUUAUAAGGGAAAAUGGGGCUAUCAAAGACACUAAUGCUAUCCUCAAUACUAAGCAAACUAGUUCUGUGGAAGAUCCUAGUAAUAUUAAGGAUAUUAGCCCUAUAAAGGAAACCAGGGCUAUUCAAGAUAUUCGCGCUGUCAUGGAUACUAGUCCUAUUAUGGAUACUAGUCCUAUUAUGGAAACUAGGUCUAUUGAAGUAACCAUUCCUAAGAAGGAACCUUGGUAUGGCAUGGUUACAAGCUCUAUAAAGGUGACCAGUGAUGUCAAGGAUACAAACCCUAUAAAGGAAACAAGUGAUGUUAUGGCGAUAAGCCCUAAAAAGGAAACAAGUGAUGUCAAUGAUACAAGCCCUAAAAAGGAAACUAAUGAUAUCAAAGAUGCUAGUGCUAUUCAAGACACUAUUGCUAUUCAGCACAAGGUCAAGGUAACUAAUAAUUCCAGUGCUGGAGCCCAAGAUAAGGCCAGAACCUUUGUCGCUGCCUCUGAAGUGGUGCCCAGGGAUUUCAAGCACCACAUGCCUGCUUUAUGUCAUCGCGCAGGUCCCCUUUUGAAUCCCGUGGCCCCGUCAGAAAGCGCCAUAGCAGAAGUCUCGUCCGCGGCGGCUGGCUCCUCUGCGCAGACAUCCAUCAGGACCCGACUGGCAAUGUGCCAGGUCCGCUCAGAGAUGGGCCCGCCUCUGCCCCCCCUCCUAACCCCUCUGAGCACGACACCUCCCAAGCUGGUCAAACCCAUCAACCCGCGGCACGCCAUCGGGAAGCUCUCCUUCCCGUCGCCCUUGAAAGCGCAGCGCUUCUCCAACGUCCCGCCUCAGCCCGGCGCGGCGUGCAACGGCUCACCCCUCUUCGACAGCCCCUCGCCCAACGGCGUCCCGUCGUCGCCGCUCCAGUUCGGCUCCGCCACCCCGAAGCACGCCGUCCCGGUGCCCGGCCGCCUGCCGUCCUCCGCCGUGAGCUCCCCCUCCGGCUCGUCCUCCAGCCCCUCCCAGGAGAGCUCCAUGCGGAUCCUGGACAACAUGUACCCGGACAUGUCGGCGCGGGCCCGGACGCUGAGCAUCCUCCGGGGUAACGUCGGCCUUGGCGGCUCCCCCGCGGAGAGCGGUGCCGCCGCCGCCCACGCCACCGGCCUCGGACAGAUGUCGGGCUUCAAAACGGUCAGCUCCUCGUCCACGGCCUUCACCGAGACUGAGCAGAAGGGCCUGAAGAGGCCCGGGGGCGAUCUGCCCCAGCCCAAAAGUGUCAAGUGCCUCCGGCUGGACCGCCUCCCGCGUAGUCCCGCCAUCCGCUCCGUGGCCUCGCCCGGUCUAGAUGACACCGCUCCACCAGAGUGGUUGCCCGUGGCGGGGGAGCCUCAGAACAAAAGGACCCCUCUGUCGACGGAAGGGGAGGUGCCUGGGGCUAGACGGUCGAUAGCCGACUCCCUGGAGAAAAUCGUAUCGGGCUGCUUCGACCUGUUGCCGGUCAUCAAAAGUCACCUGCAUGUGGGGAACCUGUCCAAGAAACCCGUGCUGCGGGAUGAGGAGAAGGAGGUCAUCGCCGAGUUCUCUCGAAGCAAAUGGUUUACUGCAGAUGAACUGCUUUCUGCAAUCCUGGGCAAGCUGAAGACUGAGAGGUCAACCCUCAGUGGAGAACACACGCAGGCCCUAUGCAGGGUGUAUGCCGGGAUCUGUCGACAGCGGAGAGACUGGGAGAGAGCUCAUAUUUUAGUCUACACCAUUCUCAGAGAAGAUAUCCCAGAUGCUUCUAAGCUGAUCCUGUUUAUAGUGACAACAUGGCCCUGUGUCCUUGCGCAUAAGGGUAAACUCUGCCAGGCCAUACACGCCGUCACCAAAUUAAAGGCGCAAGGAGCCAUCCUCAACUGCCUUUCAGCUUACCUGGACUGGAAAAGGAACCCUCCCUGUGAUGUGGAGCAGCUAAUCUCAAGAACACUGUCGGAUGUUCGCAGUGGGGUGGGACUCUCGUUCACCAAGCACAAGAGGUUCGGGGACGACUUGGGUAGCGAAGCAUGGGACCACGUGUUCACACUGGACCUUCUGUGCCAACACAAGAAGUGGACCUGGACCUACGAGAAAGUAUUGGGAGAGGAGCUAUGGCCGCUGAUGAACGGUUGGGUGACUCAACCCACUGAUCAACCAAAGCUCAUAUCUGAUAUCACUGUCUCCACUGUCCUCCGACUCAUAGGAAGAUUAACCCAACAAGGAGUCAAAGAAAAAAGUGUUCCAUCUGUGAUGACCGUCAUCAGUGUCAUCAGUACGUUUGUGAGACACUGCAACGCUGAAGGGGUGCCCUGGGAGGUCCAGCUGGCGGCCGUCUACUGCCUCUACGACCUGUCUCCGAGCCACCCGAAGCAAGCGCUGGACGCCCUGGCAGCGUGGAGAGGAGACACAGCCCACAGCGUCCCACCGUCGGUCACCAGCUGCAUCAAUCAGAUAGCGUCUGUCUGCAGACAGGUCCACAGCUUAAAGAACGGAGAAUAAGGCAUGCACUGACUGCGAGAAACUAUGUCCUGGUGGAAGGGGGUUGGGAGGAUUUUGUUGUUCUAAGUGAUAAUAGGAAGUAAAGUUUUGUUUAGUGUUGCUGCACAAUCUUGGUAAAUGUAAAAAAAUAUAUCUAAUAUGAAGUAGCAUGCAGGCACAGUGAUGGCAAAGCAAUGACAAGUAUAAUUUGAAUAUUGAAUAUUUUUCAAGUUAUUUGAAUCACUUGCAAACUAGAAUCCUAAAUCUUCCAUGACGUCUAAAUGUUCAGUCACUGCAUAAUGAGCUGUGUAACCUCAGCUGGGCAACUACUCAGCCAAUCAGCUGCUAGGUAUGGGUUGACCAUUCCAGUCAAAGGAAACUUCUGUUGCUUCAAUCGCCACAACGGAAAAAUUAAAAUGGCACUUGCAUGUGAACACUUUGAAAGUCAAAACCGUUUUUACCUUUGUCAAUGGUGUCUUCCAAUUCUCAGCAGGUUUAAAACAAAGCCAUUGGCUCUUCUUAAUUUAUCUUGUAAAUAUAACCCAAUUAGAAUAUUAAGACUUUAUUUUUUUAAUAUCUUACAUAUUUUUUUGUGCACUUUCAUUCUUGUAUUUGUCUGGCUAAUUUUACACACUGCCUAAUUGUUCCUUGCUCGAUGGGUUCUGCAGACACCAUGCACCCUUCUGACGUGCUUUGGAUUUCUGUUCUGUUAUGAACAUAUCACUUUUAUUACUUAUUAUUGUACAGUACACCAGAGUAAAAAUUGUAGGCUUGGUUAAGUAAAACCAAGUAGAUGAUGAAAAUAUGAUAAUAUAUCUGUUGUAAAUAUGGAGUAAAAGCUCCGAUAUGAUUUUAUAUUUUCACAUUAAACAUUAAGCUGUUAAUGGGUUGUGUUCUCUGCAUUACUCUUAUCUGACAAAAUAACUCGCAAUUAAUAUCCUACCUUACUAUCCAACAUACUGAAUGAAUGACUCAAAACCUUUUUACUAUAGCGUGUGAACUCCUUAACUCUCACAUCCAUACACGUACACAAUUAUGUCACUAGACUAUUACAUUUUUUUCCCAAACAUACUCAAAAAACCUUCACACUUUACACUGCAGCAACACUUAUUCAAACUUUGCUCAUUACGUGAACACUUCCAAACAAUGACUCAAACCUUAUUUAUUUUUAAUUAUUUAUUUAUUCAUAUUUGUAUUAUCAAACCUCAAGAUCCCCAGUACAACCAUACGCCUAGCAGAGCCUAGCAACCACCCUGUACGGUGUCUUUUUCUUCCGUUCACAACCGGCGGCUCGUUAGGCCGGCGGGUGCAGUCACGACGUUACAUGGUUAGAAAAAUACCAUAACCAAGCUAAUCACGAGCAAUAACGCAACGCGACAAGGUAUACGUGCGACAAU